Molecule: messenger RNA, 1018 nt
Organism: Pelobates fuscus (common spadefoot toad)
Lineage: Eukaryota; Metazoa; Chordata; Amphibia; Anura; Pelobatidae
Product: aquaporin-5-like
Exons: 4
Coding region: 26-835 (269 amino acids)
Biological process (GO): carbon dioxide transport; transmembrane transport; water transport
Cellular component (GO): apical plasma membrane; plasma membrane
Molecular function (GO): water channel activity
Source: RefSeq, a predicted model, not a curated record
UGUUUAGUGCUUUCAUUACUGUAAAAUGAGAAAGGAAAUUUGCUCGUUUGCCUUUUGGAGGGCAGUGUUUGCCGAAUUCCUCGCCACACUUAUAUUUGUGUUUUUUGGACUUGCUUCUGCUCUGAGAUGGCCUUCUGCCCUUCCAACAGUUCUCCAGAUUGCUUUGGCCUUUGGUUUGGCAAUAGCUACAAUUGUUCAGACGGUGGGACAUAUCAGUGGAGCUAAUAUAAACCCAGCUGUCACACUAGCAUUCUUGGUGGGAUCUCACAUUUCCAUUUUGCGGACUGUAUUUUAUAUUAUUGCCCAACUCUUGGGAGGAAUUGCUGGAGCGGGCAUACUUUACGCUGUGGUUCCAGCAGCUAUCCGAGGAAACCUUGCAAUCAAUACGCUUAGUAACAACACAACACCGGGAGUAGGUGUAGCCGUGGAGCUGAUUCUUACCUUUCAACUGGUCUUAUGUAUAUUUGCAUCAACAGACAAUCGUCGAAAUGAUAAUGUUGGGUCUCCGGCAUUGUCAAUUGGUCUUUCUGUGACCCUCGGGCAUCUAAUUGGGAUCUACUUCACUGGUUGUUCAAUGAAUCCUGCCAGAUCAUUCUCUCCAGCCGUUAUAGUGGGGAUCUUCCGCAAUCACUGGGUCUUUUGGGUUGGACCAAUUUUAGGGGGAUGUCUAGCAUCUUUGGUGUACAAUUACAUUCUGUAUCCAAAUAUGAAACCAAGAGAGGAGAAGUUGGCUGUAUUUAUUGGAACCUACAAUGCUAAUGAAGAGGUCUGGGAUGAAAGGCGUCGGUCAAUGGAAUCUCCGGAACGUAUAAAUAAUAAACCAUUCUCUAUGUAACAAAACGAAGAAAUGGUUUCCUGAACAUUUGCAUAUGGACAGACAGACAUUGCUUGGAAUGGCAAAUGCAUUAAUAAAUACCUGCCAUGUGAUCGGAAAGAACCAAGAGAAUUAAGUUUAAUUAACAUGCAAUAAAAAGUAGUUUUAAAUUGGAAAUCUUAUGGAAAAUAGAAAGAUUUGUCU